UCUCCCGUUCCUUCCUCUCUUUUCUCCCUCCUCCCCGCCGCCCGCUUUUUGCGCCGCGCCUGCUCCGGCACCGCCGCCGCCGCGACAACCCCCACCUCCUCCUCUCCCGUCCUCCGGUUGCAGCUCUCUCCCUUGAUCCCCCACCCCCCGCUCCCCAAGGGAGCCCCUCACCGCUCAUUCCGUUUGGAUCCGACGAUUAGGGUUUCGCCCGCUCGCCGCCGAUGAAGGGCGGCCGCCUGCACCGUCCGGAGCCGCCGCAGAACCAUCUCGCCACGGCGGCGGCGGCCCCAGUCCCAGCCCCCAAUCCCGCCGAUGACUGGGUUGACGGCUCGUGGACGGUGGACUGCUCCUGCGGCGUCACGUUCGACGACGGCGAGGAGAUGGUCAGCUGCGACGAGUGCAGCGUGUGGGUGCACACGCGGUGCGCGCGCUACGUACGCGGCGUCCACACCUCCUUCUCGUGCCACAAAUGCCGGAGGUCUAAGCGCGCCCCUUCCUCUGCCGACGAGGCCGAGGUUGCCGAGCUCCUAGCCGAGCUGCCCACCCACCGCCCGCCCCCGCUGUACCGCCGCUGGGCCGAGGUUCCGCUGCCCGCCCGCGUCCACGUCCACGGGCUUCCGGGCGGGGGCGACGCUGCCUUGUUCUGUGGCGCCCCGGCCUUCUCCGCCGCCCUGUGGCGCUGCACCGGCUAUGUUCCCAAGAGAUUUGGCUUCCGCUACUGCGAGUUCCCCUCCUGGGCUGAUGACAACGACGGUGCUGAUGCUCUGUUUGCGCUGGCUAGAGAGAAGCCCAGGGAGAUGGCUGAUGCUGUUUUGAUAGAUGUUGAACCAAAGAAGGAGAAGCAUUACGUCCGGAGCCUAAGCUGUCGUGGCAAGAAGGUUGAGGGCGAUCAGCAAGCAAUGCCUCCUCUGACCGAGUCUAAGAAGAGAGAUCCUGGUAGUUUGAAGGAUGGGUGUCAGCAGAGUGGGGCCUGUACCACGCGUGGGGAUCGUCAUGUUGAAGCAAAUAUGGCAAGUUCUGAUUUACAAACUGUUAAAACCAAGAAGAAGAUAGAGGAAUCCAUGGAGCUAUGUGGAGAUAAGAAAAUCUCGGAGCAAGUUCGUGGGAUGCUGAGCAAGGAUGACAAAAAGGUGCUGAUGAAAUUGGAAUUCUUAUCUGGAGUUAAAACUACAUCAUCCGCGGCGGAACAAGAAGUGCACUCAGGAUUCAUAGGAGUAGAGGGUACCAUGCAUAAGCAACAAUCAGAAGGGGAUCAUAAUGCGGGCUUAAGGUCUAGCAUAACGAGUUCAGGUUCCAUCAAAAUGCAAGACAAGCAUUACCUUCAGCAGCAACCAAAUCGAACUUCAAAUAUGCAGGAUGUUGCUGGUGUGCCAGAUUCACAGAUUGUUCAGUCAAAAUCACAGAUCAUGAAAACUGAGCCUGGUUCCCCAGAAAAUGAGAAAGCUGAUUGUGUCCAGUUAGUAAGUGAUGACCAUGAAAGCAAUAAACAAGGUCUAGGGGAUGCUGCUGUUUUUUCCAUUGGCCAAAGAGAUUCACCCAAACCAACAUAUGAUUCAGUAUAUCGCGAACAUCCAAAAUCUGAAUCACAAAAUCUGACGCACACAGUUGUUGAGCAUCCUAGCUCAACUUUGGGUUCUGCAAAAGUUGGUACAUCCUUUUCUGGUUCUGUCUCAAUACCACGUGAGUUAUCACACACUUCGGCAUCUAAAGAACCGUCAUCAACAGGUAACAGUGAUUGUUCAAAGAAAGGGGAACUAGUCUCACCAACUGACAGCAAACAUGAUUCUGCAAAGUUUUCUGAAGAUAGUUCCCAGGAAGUGAGAAGGUGCUCUGAGAAAGUUCAACCCAAAGGCUCACUGCCUUCUGCAUCAAAGUCAUCUCAAGUUUGUAGAAUGCAUGUGUCUACAGUCAAACCUAGAUUACCGGUAUCAAAGGAAUACUCACACAAGAUAGCCAUCACUGGAGGCACCUCAGCAAGAUCAUUCCAUGGGGAAGUACCACCACCGCAAUCUCGUAACAAGGCAGUAGCUUCUAAUUCUUCCCAGAAAAAGGACAAGGUCUACCACCGCACUAUUAAUGUCGCACAAGAGAGCUCCAAUAAUUCAGCAUCAACUGAGCUGCGAGCAUCUGAAUUGGCUGCUCCAUUGAGCGAUGAACAGCUUGCAUUACUAUUGCAUCAACAAUUAAACAGCUCCCCUAGAGUACCGAGGGUGCCACGUUGCCAUCAAGCAGCUGGUACGCAGAUGCUUCAUCCAGCUGGAGCUACUGUUUUCUCUAAGCGGUCUUCAGCACAUGGAGGGAGGGAUCAUUCAGCGGUUUUAAAGAAGAGAAACAGAGAUGAAUCACUAAAAGAUAGUGAGGACACGAAGAGGAUAGAAAAAAGACAUAGAGAUGCUGGCACAGAACGUGCUUCUUCUGCGAAGGACUCAUGCAGAUCAGCAGAAAAUGUAGCAUCAGAACAGAAGAGUCGUGGUGUCUGUUCAACUGGAGCUGACACUGGUUUAGGAAAGGAUGAUUCGACCGACAGCAGUGCUUCACUCAAUUUGCUUGGAUUGAUUGAUGAAAUUAUUAGUAAACACAGAAAUAUAUCAUAUGGGGAACUCUGUGAUGCUAUUCAUCAGCGUUUGAGGGAUUCAAGAAAAUCCAGUGGGGGAGACUCUGAGUAUCCCAACUAUUUAAACACCAUCAACGAUUGUCUUAGGAAGAGGAGGGAGUGGGCUUACCUUGUUGAUCAGGCUUCAAAGGAUAACUGAAGGCUGUUGCCCAGAGGAGAUGAAUUCAAAUAAGCGGCGAAAAGGGGAAAUCGACUCUUUGUUGGCUGACGUACUGGAAGUAGAGAAUGUGAGUAAUGGGCCUGAAAGGGAUUCAGAGGGGAGUGCUGAUUUGCAUCAGGAAGACCUUCCUAGAGGCAAACGGAAGUCCCGGAAACGCAGGCGACUUGAGCUCAAAGGUAGGAGAGUCAGGGAUAUAAGAAAGAGAUCCAGCAUUGGUUCUUCCUCAGAAGAUGCUGCGGCCACCUUAUCUGAUUCCAGUAAUGACAAAAAUGAUACCGUGAACCAAGAAGAUAAUUCUGUUGCUCCGGAAAAUGGUGGUUACAUUGAAGCUAAGAGUGCAGAUUCAAGUUCAUAGUAGGUUGUUGAUGCCGCGAUGCUUGUGAAUACUUGACCAUCCAGUAGUUCUUAUUUAUGUUGACUAUUUGAUAGUCCUUUUGAAUUCAUUGUCAUCAUCAGAGUGCAGUGUAUUGCUUUCUCUUAUAUAUUGUCGCUAAUAUUUGGUUAAAGCACUUCGUUUUCUGUACAUUUCCUUGUAUGAUCUAUGAAAGCAUGAAAGUUUUGUUAUUAGGUUAUAUGCAUGAGCACAGGCUGGCGGCUGCGACACAAGACAGGGCCCCACAUAUUUGUAAAUAGAUUUGACAUAUAUUUCUGAUGCUCGUGUUCUCUA
Molecule: messenger RNA, 3441 nt
Organism: Panicum virgatum (switchgrass)
Lineage: Eukaryota; Viridiplantae; Streptophyta; Magnoliopsida; Poales; Poaceae
Exons: 10
Coding region: 222-2753 (843 amino acids)
Source: RefSeq, a predicted model, not a curated record